Molecule: messenger RNA, 2326 nt
Organism: Colletotrichum navitas
Lineage: Eukaryota; Fungi; Ascomycota; Sordariomycetes; Glomerellales; Glomerellaceae
Product: cytochrome P450
Exons: 4
Coding region: 371-2014 (547 amino acids)
Molecular function (GO): heme binding; monooxygenase activity; oxidoreductase activity, acting on paired donors, with incorporation or reduction of molecular oxygen
Source: RefSeq, a predicted model, not a curated record
UCCCACACUUUGACACUACGCACUUUAACAAGAAUACCCCCCUACGAACUAUUCUCCUGUUAAGUUAGACAUUAUUAAGCGGCAAUUUAGUUUGCUUCGGGCCGAGGUGGACCUUUGGCCUGUUGAUCCACCGCUGAACGCCACCACGCCGGGCGUCGCUACCUGACCUCCCCUGGUUAAAUGAUUGACUUGCACUAAUGGCUAGGCGCACUCUCGGACUUUUAAACCAAUCCGAACCCACUUCAACGGCGAACGAUGAUUAUACCCCUCUUUAGGGAAAGGCAGCACUAAACGAGUAUUUAGUCAUCACCUGGUCCGGCCAUUAAUGCUGUCAUGAACACAAAUUUCUUCUUCGUACCAGGUUCGUCUUAUGCCUGAUUUAUACCCGUCCGCAAACGCUACUAUGGAGGCAGCAAACCUUACUAACUAUGUGCCCGACACUCGGGAUGAAAUCUCUCUCCUUGGUAGAAUGGACUUUUGGACGACGCUAGGCGUCGGCGUUGGCGUUCUCCUCCUCAGCAUCGUCACUACUGUAUUAACCCAACUGCGCAGGCCCUCUCGGAAGCUGCCCCUGGUCAACAAAGCGCCGCCGUUGGACUUCUUCGGCAGUACACCGGCUCAGAAAUUCACCUUCAACGCCCGGAGGCUCUUUGAGGAGGGGAGGAAGAAGUUUCCCACCCAGCCGUACCGGAUGAUGACAGACGUAGGCGAGAUCAUCAUCCUCCCCAACGAGUUUGCCCACGACAUCCGUAACGAACGGGCGCUCAACAUGCCUCAGGCACUCGCACUCAACUUCCAGUCCCAACUGUCAGGCUUUGAGGGAAUCGCCAUAGCAACUAGGCCUGACGAGCUCUUCCAGCGCGUCAUCUCGAAGCAUGUUACAAAGCUACUAAACUCAGUAACCCAGCCUCUGUCCGCUGAGGCAGCGUUCGCUUGCGACCGGAUUUUUGGUUCAUCAACUGAAUGGCAAGAGCAUAAAAUCUAUGAUAGUGCCCUUGACCUCAUAGCCCGUAUGUCCUCUCGCGUCUUCCUCGGGGGGAACCUGUGCCGCAAUGAAGAGUGGCUUAGUAUCACAAAGACACACGUUCUCAAUGCAUUUUCCACUGGCCAGAUGCUGCGUAAGUACCCUUAUUGCGCCCGCUUUGUGGUGCAGUGGUUCCACCCAAGGUGCAGGGCUUUGCGCAAGCAGGUGUCUAGGACAAAAAGCAUUGUUGAGCCCGAAAUCCAGCGGCGAAGGAGACUACGCGAACAAGCCCGGCAAGAGGGGAAGCCAGAGCCGAGAUUUCCUGACGCCAUUGACUGGUUUGAGGAAGAGAGUAAGGGCCAGGAGUAUUGUGUGGCUGGCGCGCAGCUAGGUCUAUCCCUUGUGGCAAUCCACACCAGUACGGACCUGCUUGUUGAGACUAUGUUGUACCUUGCUAAAGACCCAAGCCUUAUCAAUGCUCUGCGGAAGGAGAUUAUUGAAGUCUUGAGUGCUGAUGGCUGGAAGAAGACGGCGCUGUUCAAUAUGAAGCUCAUGGACAGCGUCCUAAAGGAAGCUCAACGGCUCAAGCCUACUACUAUUGCUAUUAUGAACCGUGUGGCUACCCGCCCUGUGACCCUCCCCAACGGUCUCCAGCUCCAGAAGGGGGAGACCACUACGUGCGACAUCGGGAUGAUGUACGACCCAGCCAUCUACCCGGACCCAAAGACUUUUGACCCGUACCGCUUCCUUAGAAUGCGCGAAGACGCCGCCGCCGGGGGGGUCAACAACCCUGCCGCCAACCUCGUCACCACUUCGCCUACGCAUCUGGGCUUCGGCCACGGCUACUACGCGUGCCCAGGCCGCUUCUUCGCCAGCAAUGAGCUCAAGGUCGCGCUAGUGCAUCUGCUGAUGAAGUACGACUGGAAGCUUACGCCAGGGUACAAGCGCCGCUGGGUCGAGGUGGCCUUGGCGUGGGGUACGGACGACUCGGCCAGGCUGCUGAUGAAGACGAGGGAGGCGCCCGAGAUCGAUGUUGACUUUAUACAAUGAUGGGUGUUUGCUGAAGUUUGAGUCAAAAAGAUCAUGUGUGCGGCAUUCAUCUAUUUUUGUUUGCUUUAUUUGAUGAAGGAGGGGGAGGCAGAAGAGAAAAGGGCAAAGUGGUAAAAGAAUUUAUUGGCUAGCAACUUAGCUCAAGUAUGAUGUAUGUAUACGCUACAAACGUUCUGUUAGGAACAGGUGAUUUUUCUAUCUGUGAACAAGGCAACAUAUCUUAUCUGUGUUUGACCUACGCUAUUGUUCUUCUUUGUCUAGGGGAGUUACUUGUUCGUUUUGUGUCUUUAUUCAUAGAAAUGCUGUGGGGAG